CCUAAGUGAAAAACUAGAAACAAUCUAAAAAAAUAUUAAUAAAAAUACGGGGAAAUGUUUGUUUUGAUUACAAGCUUUGUGUUACUAACACUUAAUUUAAAUUUAAAUGGAAAUUGCCUAGAAUUACCUAAUAAUACGAUAAAUAAAAAAUCAGAAUUACCACCCGUAUCACAGCAAUGUAUGGGUUGUAUUUGUGAAGCAAUGAGUGGUUGCGGAUUAGAUAUGGCAAGUUGUAGAAAAGAUGUUUGUGGACCAUAUCGGAUUACAAAAGGAUAUUGGGCAGAUGCAUAUCAAGUACCAGAGCCAACAAAUGAUCUUGCAGAAUACGAAAGGUGUGCUAAAGAUUUGUUCUGUUCUUUUAACAUGGUCCAAGAACAUAUGAGGAAAUAUAGAAAAGAUUGUAAUGGUGAUAAUGUAGUGAACUGUGUGGAUUUCCUUGCAAUUCAUUACCUUGGCCGUAUGGAUUGUGAACAAUUUUUUCGUAAAAAUGACGAACAUCCAUAUGUUAAAACUUUAGAAAAAUGUUUGAGAAAAGCAAAAACAAAUUUACUUACAGUUGGAAUCAAUUUAUCCUCCAAAGAGCAAAUGUUCUAA
Molecule: messenger RNA, 594 nt
Organism: Condylostylus longicornis
Lineage: Eukaryota; Metazoa; Arthropoda; Insecta; Diptera; Dolichopodidae
Product: invertebrate-type lysozyme 3-like
Exons: 5
Coding region: 55-594 (179 amino acids)
Molecular function (GO): lysozyme activity
Source: RefSeq, a predicted model, not a curated record